AUGUUUACAAUGCUGUCACAUAACUUAUCACCACAAAAAUCAUCCCCAUCAUUAACUACCACAUCCACCAAUUACCACCAACUGGAUUUAAGAAAAAGACAAUCAAAGAGAGAUGAAGCUAUUAGGAGAAGAAUUGAACAUGACUUAAGUAAAAAGAAGAAAAAUGGUAGUAGAAUUACGAGACAUAAAAAGGCAAUUCCUGGCACUGUAUUAUCUUUAAAACCAAGUGAUCCCAUUAUUUGCAAAACCACAGCUACAGUUCACGAAGUUUCUCAAAUGAUGACUGCGACGCGUGAAAACUGCGUAUUGGUUGUUAAUGAUAUUGGCGAACUUUUGGGGAUUUUCACCGCCAAAGAUUUGGCAUUUCGUAUUGUUGGAUCAGGGUUAACGGCAAAUUCAGUCACUAUCGACCAAAUCAUGACUGCAGAUCCAAUUUGUGCAAAUGCAAACAAUCCUGCAUCUGAGGCGUUGAAUUUAAUGGUGGAAAGAGGGUUUAGACAUUUGCCAGUAUUGGACAAUGAUAACCAAAUUGUUGGGGUCUUGGAUAUCACCAAAUGUUAUGCACAACAAAUGGAAAAAUUGGAAAGAAUGCAUGCUCAGUCAAAAACAUUGUAUGACGCAUGGAACUCAGUGCACAAUGAAAUUGGAGUACAAGAUCAGCCUCAACAUGUUUUCCAAUACUUUGAAACAUUAAAAAGCAAAAUGAAUGGACCUACUUUGGACAAUGUUCUUGAUGAAACCACGGAGCCGAUAUAUGUUAGUGUUAAAACAUCGGUUUAUGAGGCUACCGUAUUAAUGAAGGAAAAUAAAACGACUGCAGUUUUGGUAAAAGAUACUAAUCAAGAAGUUACGGGUAUAUUCACUUCGAAAGAUGUUGUUUUGAGAGUUAUAGCAGCUGGAUUAGAUCCUAAAAACUGUUCUGUGGUGAGGGUAAUGACAUCACAUCCUGAUGUUGCUUAUGCUAGCUUACCAAUUCAGCAAGCUUUGAGGAAGAUGUUUGAUGGUCAUUAUUUGAACUUACCUGUCGUUAACAAUGAGGAUGAUAUAAUUGGUAUGGUAGAUGUCUUGAAGCUAACCUAUGCAACUUUGACACAGAUUAAACAAUUGGAAGCCAAAGAUUUACCGCUGUCGCUUGAUGUACCUGAACAGGGCAACGAAGGUCCUGCUUGGAACAAAUUCUGGACAUCUUUAGACGACAAUGAAUCAGUGCAUUCAGAUUCCUUGAUGGAGGAAAGCGCAGCAGCCAAUGCCCCAGAUGUGACUCCAUCCGAGUUUCAGUCGUUCAAUGUCGAUAUCAAACCAUCUGAUUCAAUAUCACACGUUGAUGAAUCUCCAACUAAGGGCUCAACGGCAGCUGGAAGUUUGGCCCACAGUGUUCAAGAUGAUUCCCCAUACAUUUUCAAAUUCAAGUCACCGGCUAUAGAAGGCAGAGUACACCGUAUUACUUUAAAACCAAGUGACGGUAUUCUUUUAUUGAGAAAAUUGAUCAAUUCAAAGUUAAACGACAAGGAUUUUAUAAAGUUGAAUGUAUCUAAGCCCAGUGAUAAUGAAGACGAGCCAGCGUCCUCCAACAACGGAGUUGCUAUAAGUUAUAUUGACGAUGAGGGUGAUGUCGUGUCUAUUACCACAGAUAAUGACUUGACUGAAUGCGUUCGUAUAAACCACAGAUUAGGUAAUGAAAAGGCUGAUUUGUAUUUACACAAUCCUCAUCAACAUCCAUCAGUUGAUGAAAUCAAACCCAUCAAGAGAGGGACCAAGCAAGAACCAUUUGUAUCUGGCAUUGCCAAUGAGGUGUUGGUUCCUGGUGUACUAGCUGUACUUGCGUCAUCCAUCAUCAUUGGUAUCGCGUUAAGUAGGAAGUAG
Molecule: messenger RNA, 1863 nt
Organism: Lodderomyces orthopsilosis Co 90-125
Lineage: Eukaryota; Fungi; Ascomycota; Pichiomycetes; Serinales; Debaryomycetaceae
Exons: 1
Coding region: 1-1863 (620 amino acids)
Molecular function (GO): protein binding
Source: RefSeq, a predicted model, not a curated record